GGUCAAACAACUAACACCUCUCCCAACAAAGACAUUCAAUUUCCUGUGGGAGCCAAUGACUCUUGAUCUACAAACUCAGGGAAAGUGCAACGAGAUACGUGUCGACAUGUAAACUGCGUAGCUAACCGGUCCAGCCGCUCCCUUACUGAACAAUCGUAACAGUCCUCAAGCAACGCCAUCGAUAUUCACGCUGUUUUGAUAAUUCUCAUUCCUGGCAUCCUCAGUUGUUCGAUAUGUUUCGUUCGAAGAUGGUCUUCCAUCGUCAUUCGAUGCUGUUGGUGUUCGGACUGACACUUGUUGCAUCUACUGGAGCUAUGAGCCAAACAAUAUCCAACGCAGCCCGAUACGGAUUACAUCCUCAGAAGUACCAAACCCUUACUGAGGAUGGUUACCAAUUGGUUAUGUAUCGCAUGAAACCUAAAACCGCUUCUCGUGGAGCAGUCCUGCUGCAGCACGGUCUUCGCCAAUCAUCUGCCGAUUGGUUGCUGAUAAAUCGGAACCUUCCGCGGCAGCUGUUGGACGCCGGAUUGGAAGUCUGGCUCGGAAACUCCCGGGCAUCGCCCGAAACAGCCAGUAACGAACAUCACUCCAAGAAUUCCGAGCCAUAUUGGAACUUCAGCUUCCACGAAAUCGGGUACUAUGACCUGCCGGCCAUGAUCGACACCGUUUUGAUGAUCAGCGGUCGCAGUCAGCUGCACUUGGUAGGCUAUUCGGAAGGAUCAACUGCUGCGGUGGCCCUACUCUCGGAACGUCCCUCUUACAACAGGAAAAUCGCUUCCUUGAACCUGAUAGCUCCGGCAACGUACAUGAUCAACAGCCAGGUGCGACAGUACGCCCAUUUCCACGACCUGUUUCGUGAGAUCGUUCCCUGGACUCUGCAGGAGAUCGUAACCGGGAGCGAUGAACCGUCGGUCAAUUCGGCGAAACAGUUGGAACAUUUCCAGCAGCUGUUGCUGUCGGAACGUUUCGGGCAGUACGAUUACGGCACUGCCUGGGAUAAUCAGAAGCGGUACGGGAUGGAUAGGCCACCGCCAUAUGCGCUGUGGAAGAUAACGACUCCGGUUACGCUACACUACGGAACGGACGAUGAGAUCGUUCCGCCCGGUGAUGUUUUGAAUUUGGCGCAACAGCUGCACAAGAGUGCCUCGGUGAGGAUCGUCAAACAUGACGGGAUCGAUCAUCGGGGGUUUAUGCGACGGUCGGAUGCUGCCGGCGUGAUGUAUUCCAGGGUGGUGGGUUCGAUUCUGGAGUGGGUGCAUUGAUGCUGACAAAUGUUAGAAAUAUUUGUUAUUGUUAUUUUGCUGUUUUUAAUUAGACUAGUUGUUGCAAAAUGUUUAUAACAAAAUUCUUUUAAUUCUUUAAUUAUACAUAUUUGAGAAAAUAUUGCUUCAAUGUUUAUAUCUAUAAUAAAAAAAAUAGCGCGACGCGUAAUAAGUAAAAAUAGAAACUGAAAUUCGAA
Molecule: messenger RNA, 1459 nt
Organism: Armigeres subalbatus
Lineage: Eukaryota; Metazoa; Arthropoda; Insecta; Diptera; Culicidae
Product: lipase 1-like
Exons: 2
Coding region: 234-1262 (342 amino acids)
Biological process (GO): lipid metabolic process
Source: RefSeq, a predicted model, not a curated record